Eucalyptus grandis is the source of this 3499-nucleotide messenger RNA. Its product is annotated as pentatricopeptide repeat-containing protein At2g35030, mitochondrial. Gene Ontology annotation, biological process: RNA modification. Gene Ontology annotation, molecular function: RNA binding; protein binding. NCBI's taxonomy places the organism in Eukaryota, Viridiplantae, Streptophyta, Magnoliopsida, Myrtales, Myrtaceae. The record is from RefSeq and is a predicted model, not a curated record.
AGUUUCCAGUGAUGUCAAUUUUUCCGUAGGACAAGUAAGCGAGCUUGUCGAAGGACUGCUCGCGAGCAGCACAAUUUUACUCCAUGAAUCCCGUCAUGAGGAGGGGAGUCAGGGCCUUGGCAGAGCAAGGCAGCCGCCUCUUCGACCAGAACUCGAGGAUCGUCCAGCUGGGUCGGUCGGCCCGGGUCGAGGAAGCCGUCGACGUCUUCUCCAACAUGACCCAGAAGAACACCGUGACGUACAACUCCAUGAUCUCCGUGUACGCCAAGAACGGCAGAAUUCACGAUGCCCGGAAGCUGUUCGACGGAAUGCCGCACCGGAACUUGGUUUCUUGGAACACCAUGAUUGCCGGGUACCUGCAUGAUGGUCGGACCGAGGAGGCUUAUGGGCUGUUCGAGAAAAUGCGUAGAAGGAAUCGUCACACGUGGGCUUUGGUCAUAACGUGCUUGACACGGAGCGGGCAGCUCGAGAGAGCGAGGGAGGUGUUUGAUGUGGUUCCUGAUAAGGAAGAUGUGGUUUUGUGGAAUGCCAUGAUUGCAGGCUAUGCGAAGAAGGGAAAAUUCGAUGAGGCUAGGCUGCUUUUUGAUGAGAUGCCGGUUAAGAAUUUGGUUUCAUGGAAUUCGAUGCUUGCAGGGUAUACGAAGAAUCAGGAAAUGCGUUUGGCAUUGCGAUUUUUUGAUGAGAUGGUGGAGGACAUCGUGUCGUGGAAUUUAAUGCUGGAUGGAUUUGUUCGGCUGGGUGACAUGGACUCUGCUUGGGACUUCUUUAGAAGGAUUCCAGACCCGAAUGUUGUUUCUUGGGUGACUAUUUUAUGUGGGUUGAUGCAAAAUGGAAGGGUUCUGGAGGCCAGGAAACUCUUUGAUGAGAUGCCUAGUAGGAAUACGGUUUCAUGGAAUGCAAUGAUUGCAGGGUAUGUUGAUAACUGUCGAAUGGAUGAGGCCAUGAGCCUAUUUAUGGAAAUGCCAGACAGGGACUCUGUGUCAUGGACUACUGUGAUUAAUGGAUAUGUUCGCAUUGGUAAUCUUGACAAAGCAAGAAACCUUUUAGAAGAAAUGCCCUUCAAGAAUGUUGCAGCCCAAACGGCAAUGAUACGUGGAUAUGUGGAAAGUCGGAGAAUGGAUGAGGCUACUCAACUAUUCCAUCAGAUUGAAACCCGUGAUGUUGUUUGUUGGAAUAGCAUGAUUGCAGGAUAUGCUCAAGUUGGAAGGAUGGAUGAAGCCUUGGACCUGUUCAAUCAAAUGUCAAUGAAAGAUGCAGUGACUUGGAAUACCAUGAUUACAGGUUAUGCUCAGGCUAGACAAAUGGAUGAUGCAUUUGCAAUGUUUAAGGAGAUGAAAGAGAAAAACAUAGUUUCAUGGAAUUCUUUGAUAAAAGGUUUCCUUCAAAACAAUUCAUAUUUGGAUGCUCUGAAGAGUUUCGUGUGUAUGUGUAAGACCGCAAUAAAACCUGAUCAUUCAACCUUUGCAUGUGGACUCAGUGCUUGUGCCCAUCUUGCUGCAGUACAGAUGGGGAAGCAACUUCACCAACUUGUAAUAAAAAGUGGUUAUGUUGGAGAUGUGUUUGUUUGCAAUUCCUUGAUCACCUUGUAUUCUAAAUGUGGACAUAUGAUGUUCGCUCAACUGGUAUUUGAAACUAUGGACAAUCCUGAUGUUAUCUCUUGGAAUUCCCUGAUCACUGGAUAUGCUUGGAAUGGUCAUGGAAAUGAGGCUGUUGCACUUUUUGAACAGAUGCUUCUGGAAGGGGUUACUCCCGAUGAGGUGACCUUCGUUGGAGUUUUGUCUGCUUGCAGUCAUGGUGGCCUGAUUGAUCAAGGAACAAAAUACUUCAGAAAAAUGACGGAAAUGUUCGCCAUCAAACCUCUAGCUGAACACUAUUCUUGCAUGGUGGAUUUGUUCUCAAGAGCAGGAAAAUGUGAAGAAGCAUUUGAAAUAGCUUGUGAUACAAACACUAAAGAAAAUGCUGGAUUGUGGGGUGCACUACUCGGUGCUUGUCGGAAGCACCAGAAUCUAAGAAUUGCCAAAUUAGCAGCUGAGAAGCUCUUAGAACUUGAAUCCAAUAAAACCUCAAACUAUGUACUCACAUCCAGCAUUAACGCCGAGGUAGGCAAUUGGGAUGAAGCGGAGAAAGCAAGGAUAUCAAUAAUGGGGAGUGGAGCAGAAAAGCAAGCUGGCUGUAGCUGGAUUGAAUUGGGAAAUCAGGUUUAUAUAUUUGUAUCCAAUGAUCAAGCGCUGCCCAAACCACAAGAGAUCUACACAACAUUGAACUCUUUAGCUGCAAAGAGUUUUGUCUCAUGCAUGGCAUAAAAACCAGAUUGUACAUAUGCGAGUUGACAUCUGUUUUUCUGCUGUUGAGAAGCCUUCCAUUUUGUGUAAAUUCUUCAGAGGGGUUUAUGGUGCAAAUUUUCUUCACAUGCUUCAAGAAGAAAAGAUUUUGUUGUUCAAUAUAUCUGAGGGGGCAAUAGGAGUUGGAUACAAUUUUGGCUUGACACUUGUGGAGACUAAAUUCUUAAAUAUUGGUUUCCUGACCUUUUUGACAUCGCCAGAAACAAGGAGGGGCCAUGGACUCUGAUUCUGGGGAAAAUCUGUCCCAAAUCGUUAUCCUUAAGAUGGCCUGAGCUUUGUCUUAUCUGUCAUACUUCUAAGAUGAGGUUUAAAGGGUGCAAGGAGACAUUGUGCAUUAGAAGACAUGCAUCCAAGCUUCUUACAGGAUCUGAAGCAUCGUUUUGCAGGUUGCUGUCUUGGGGACCUAGAUUGCAAAUGACUGGCAGAGGAAGCUAUUCAAGGUUCAGGAAAUUCAUUUAAAUAGGCUGAGCCAUGGGGUUGGGGUGCAGAGUUGUGCUGAUGUGAGCUGCUAUGUUGGGAAAUUCAAGUCUGGAGUCAAGCAUGGACUUGGGUGUUCCUAUUUCAGGAAUGGAGACAAGUAUGCUGGAGAAUGUUUUGGCGUUGGUAUUCAUGAAUUCAGUGUCUACCAUUUUUCCAAUGGCCACCGUCACGAGGUUCUUGGAAUGAUGGUUCAAAGCAAGGCUAUGGAAUGGACACUUUACAAAAUGGCGAUUCAAAUUGCGGUGAACAGGACUCUGGUUCCCUCAACAAGUCUUUACCCCCGCUAGCUGACACAGUUCUUCAAGCGAAUUUAGGUACUUGAGCUUUCAGCCCUCAUUUCUGUUCAACGCUGAUUACUAGAUUCAUGUGAAAUUUAUGGUAGAAUUGGCAGUUGGAUAUCUGAGCUGAUAACUGAUGAGUUUUGUUGAAUCUUUUUUAUCCUUUUUGGCAAGGGCCUUAAAGGGAUCUUAUCUCUUUUAGUAUUGCCCUAAAGGGAUCCUAUAUCUUUUAGUAUUCUGUUGCCUCAUUCUAUGUUUUGUUAAUUCCCAAUUUGCAUUGAUGUUUGACACACUUUCUUGCCUUCUAAACGCAGGCUGCAAGGAAGGGCAGCUGAAAAUGCAAUUCAUCUUUGCUGAGUCAAUGAAGGGGCUGGAGUAGAGCUGCAACUGCAGCUAGAA